CCAUGUGGCAAAGAGGAAGUAGAUGCUAGCUCCAUAAUAGAGGGUAUAUGCUAGAAGGGAUACAGUUUUUUUCGAAUUAACCUCAAAAGUUGGUUAUUUUUUUCAUUUGUUCUAACCCAAUCAUCCCAACCUGCUGCGUAAAUUCUAACCUACGAAAAGUCAAAUCUGACAAAAACUGGAUCCCAUCUAGUUCUAACCCUUAUAAUACCUACGUUGGUGAAAUUGAAAGAGAAAUUUAACGACUUCGACACUAGCUAAGUAAAUUGAUAUAUUUGGUCAAAUGCACCAUAGCUAGCUAGUUGCCGUGUGCAAUUUUCAGACAAAUGUGCCGGCUCUGUAGAUUCUAAAGCUAGGGUCAGGGAGGCACUGCAUAGCCAGCUGUGACUGUAACGUUAGUGAUAUAACUAGCUAAUGCAGUUUUAAAUGAUCAAUGCACUUUCAUUUGCUCGAAGUAGCAUUGCUUUCCCUCGCAGAUUAACAAAACAGAUUGCUUAUCUGUCCCACCUGGUUGACUACAGUUUACCUGCCAAAGUAAUGUCAACUGUAUCUGUGGAGCCAGUGCGCUCUAUUGACAAAUCGAAGCCUGCAGAAGGCAUCUGGCGCCUACGUCAUGUGAAGGGGGACCUGUUCUCCGGUCCUGAAGAUGAGGCCCUGGCCCACUGUAUCAGCAAAGACUGCCACAUGGGGGCUGGCAUCGCAGUUAUGUUCAAGAAGAAGUUUGGUGGAGUGGCUGAGCUAAAGGGACAGAAGAAGGUGCCAGGACAAUGCGCUGUACUGAAAGGACACAAGCGUUUUGUGUACUACCUGAUAACAAAGGAAAAGUACAGCAACAAGCCCACCUAUGACAGCCUGAGGCAGAGCCUUGAGGACAUGAAGUCUCAUUGCUUGAAAAACAGAGUAACUGCAAUAUCAAUGCCUCGCAUUGGCUGUGGCCUUGAUCGACUGAGCUGGGACAAAGUGGAAAAGAUGCUUGAGAAGGUAUUCCAGCCCACAAGUAUCAGUAUCACUGUGUACACCCUCCCUGUAAAACCCACAGGGAAACCAAGUCCACGGGGAAACCAAGUUUCCAAUAAUGUUUUCUGUAAAACAAAAUUAAGUUAAACUCACAGACAAUACAUCAGCAUACUGGUAUGCACCUGUACAAAGUUUGCCCAAGGCUGUACUUUUGAAAGAGAAUAAACACACUUUUCCUUGAAAUCAUA
Oncorhynchus tshawytscha (Chinook salmon) is the source of this 1202-nucleotide messenger RNA. RefSeq names its product ADP-ribose glycohydrolase OARD1. Gene Ontology annotation, biological process: peptidyl-glutamate ADP-deribosylation. The record is from RefSeq and is a predicted model, not a curated record. Lineage: Eukaryota; Metazoa; Chordata; Actinopteri; Salmoniformes; Salmonidae. The transcript has 5 exons. Bases 424 to 1101 code for a protein of 225 amino acids.